Molecule: messenger RNA, 2653 nt
Organism: Parasteatoda tepidariorum (common house spider)
Lineage: Eukaryota; Metazoa; Arthropoda; Arachnida; Araneae; Theridiidae
Source: RefSeq, a predicted model, not a curated record
UGAAACUUUUAAAAGCAUAAAGCUCAAAAUUUAUCAUUAUUACCAACAUACAGUAAAUUGCGUAAUUGUUAUGGCCUUCAAACAUGAAAUUCUUAUUUUUCACUCAUAUUAUAGUUAAUGAAAUCGAAGUUUAAAUUAAGCUAAAAAUAAAAGUUCUCUAAAUGUUGUCAACGACCCUUGAAUAUUGGUUUGGUCAAGGGUACGGAUGAAACCGGACUUUGAAAUUUGUAUGUUUAUAAUUGAAAUGAGAAAACAAUUUUUUCUACCUUUUGUGUUUCACUUUUGUGCUAUUUAAAACAGUUUGGUAGAACAAUUAAACCACAAACGUAGGAAAACGUCUAGUUUCUUUUCAUCGUAUGAAAAAUCUUGUUAGAUUAAAAUAUUUCUUCUUUAUUAUGAAAACAAUACAGCUAUUUCUAGGAUUUUUAAUGUUGGUUUUUGUUGAUGCUGCUUAUCAUCCAUCUAAAAUGUGCUAUAUCGAGGAAUAUAAGAAUAGAAAAGACUAUGAAAAUAGAAGUAAAGAAGUGGAAGAUUGCUCUUUUCUUAUGUUCCCUGUUGAUGAAAAAAGUUGCACAGUUUUCUCAAGGAAUGUAUGUGAUAAGAAAACAUCAGAACUUCAGAGUAGCAGUGUGGAUUAUGAAACGCAAACAGAGGCAAGGUUUUCAGUCCAAGUGUUGCCAUAUGCUUCUUUGUUAUAUUUGUCUUCAGGAGAUGAAAUAUUUAAGGAGCGUGAACUUCGUUAUAAUGAAUCAAUCAAAUAUCCUCUCAGUGCUUCUUCUGCUAUUAAUAUAACAUUUAAAAUACUAGAUGAUGUUAAAGGUCUGGCAAUCUCAAUCAAAGAGAAUUCUAGGAAAAAAAGUUUUUGCAGACUUAUGGAUUUUAAAGACCUAAACCCUAAAGGAGUUAUUUAUCCUAUGGAAUUAUUUUAUGACUGUUUUUAUUAUAUGACUGAAAGAAUGAUUCAAAAUGUAACAAUGACUUUCACAUCUCUACCAAUGAAAAGAAGUUUAAGCUACUAUGUGUUUAUUCCUCCUCUUUUAAGGCAUAAUUCGUUAUGCAAGUGGCAGCCAUUGAUCAUGGUGUUUAAAAAUGCUCUGACUGUAGGACUUGUGCAGAUCAAAUUUUCAACCGCUCCACAUCGUUUUAAUGUUUCUUCAUAUUUAGUGGUAUUAGUUCAUGCAUCUUCUAUGAAAACUAUUAAUAAAAUAGCUCAACCAGAAGUAGAAGAGAUGAUUUCUAUGGAAUUCUCUUCUGUUGAGGAGGGUUUUUAUUAUGUUUCAGUAAAGCCUGUUGAUUCCAAAAGUUCUUCCUGUUCAGUUUCUGCUACCCAGGCAUUCUAUGUUUCUGCUCCAUAUAAUAUAGGUAGAGCAUUGAUGCUAGUAGUGUCUAGUGUUUUCUUGCUUCUCCUAUUUAUGGUUUCAGUUCUAAAAUGCUGCCAUAUGUAUUACAAUAAAGAAAUCCCUUACAAACAGGCUUUGCUUGUUUAUUCUCAAGACUGCCCUGUUCAUGACGAUUUUAUUUCUUCCUUUGGCUCUUACCUAACAACUGUCCAUAAAAUUAAUGUUUCAACAAUUUAUGGGAAAAUUGAAGAUCCGCAAAAAUGGAUUAAAAAGAAAUCAGGCGGCGAAUAUGUAUUUUCCAGAGAUCCGAAAGACUGGAUAAGAAGUAAGUACAACGAGUCUGACAUAAUUAUUUUUAUCAUGUCUGAAGGAUUGUGCAUAACUUUUGAAGAAGACGUGGAUAUCCGUGUCCAAGAAAUGUCCCACUGGUGCCACCAACUCCCUAAUGCCAAGAACUACAUUUCCUUUCAGAUAUUCAAUUCACCGAACGCUUUGAAAAAAAGAUUUUGCAUAGUUCGUUUUCCGUAUUCAGGCACAAAGCAGGUACCGGAAUGCCUGAGUGAUAUCGGCAGAUGUUAUCAGCUUCCAAAACAAAUGAAGUCAUUUUUGUGCUUUUUGCUUGAUGUCAAGCCUUUAAUUCCAUUUACGAAUUUAUACCCUAAACUAUCCAGAAGGGAUCUAGAUUCGGUGAAAAAGAAGAAGGAAUUUUGGGGCAAAAUGAAAAUCGUACAGACAGCCUUGGAAAAUGAGUGUGCUGUUAGAACUACAAAGACUCUUAGGUUUGAGCAAAAGCAUUUUCAAUCCUUAAAUGAGAAUAAUUAUGUGGCAGUUGACUGUGAAGAUCGUGUUACUUGUAGGGAGCAUGAUUCUGCAUUUUGCAAGGAUGAUCGAGAUAUUUAUUUAAAGGAUUGGGAAGAAUACAUAAGCAGCCUAUAUAAUGAGUCUCAAGCUGCAAAAUGUGAAAAUUAUUUCACUCCUUUUAUUAAAGAAGAACUGGAAAAGAGAUAACUUAUAUCCAGGAAGCCAUAAAUUGAUAAAACUGAUGUUUUUGAAAUGAAAAUAUCCGUAUAACUUGAGAAAAUGUGAUGAGUUUUUCCCUUCUGUGCCUUAUUACGAUUAUUGUUUGCCAAUUUUGUUGCAAUAAGUACUUAAAGAAUAAUACUUAUUAGCUCAAUACCGAAUUUGAACAAAGGUAACUUUUCUGAAAAAUUAGAAAGGUUCUAUGAUGUAAGUAAGAUAGUAAUUUGUUAGUUGAAUUCAAAGAUUAUGUUUUUUAUGAUGAUGAUGAAGAGAAAUAAAAUUGAUAAAACUGA